AAAGACAGAGUGUGUGUCAGUUUUGUGUCAGAUGGUUUUGUGGUGUGUCUCUGCAGCAGCGUGUGACUAUUUGAACGUUCAGACUGUAUGUGGACGGAGUUGAGGACAGUGUCAUUGCUGCCUGUAUAAAGUCAGAGCCGCGGAGAGCAGGGGAGUGAAGUGGAGGAUUUCAGAUCAGGACCUGACCGACAGAAAGCAGGAAAACAUGCCGAGGUCUUUCCUGGUGAAGAGUAAGCGGGCCCACAGCUACCACCUGCCCCGGUACCCAGACGAUGACUACACCAGACUGGACACUAUCCUGGCACUAGUAGGCGCAGAGAACAAAUGCCAGAAGGAGAUGGAGCCGCAGGAGGAUGUCAUCGCCGGUGAUGACGGACUUUCCCCUGGGUCCAGGCUGCUGUCCCCGGGGUCCAUGUCCUCUAGUUCUCCGCUGAGCUGUGGAGGCAGUGUGUGUGACCGAUCCUCCGACUGUGAUUUCUGGCGACCCCCUUCUCCAUCCUCCUCACCAGAUUCAGAGAAGUGCUCCACUCCUUCAGCGGAGGAAGGCCAUCACUUAAACAUCCCUCACUUUCCUUACUCCUGGACGGCCUAUUCCGGCUCGGAGCUGAGGCAUCUCGCACAGGGGCCUUUUAAUCCUCCUCCUCCUCAUCACCUUCAGGGCUACAGGGAGCCUCACUCCCCACCUUACAGUGCAGAGGAUAGUAGCACCGAGCAGCUUUACGCACAGCGGGGCCCAGCGUCCGGAUGUUACCAUGACUUCUCUUCAGCGGGUCAACAGAUCUGCAGGAUGCGGGACCGAGACGAACUUUAUCUGCAUGCGAAGCAGAAGCAACGUGGGGUCGAAAUCAAGUCUGAAAGUGACUUUAUUUGUUCUAAUCUCGAGUCAAGUGGAUCCUACAAGUGUAUUAAAUGUUGCAAGGUGUUCUCCACUCCUCACGGUUUAGAGGUUCACGUGAGGCGCUCGCACAGCGGGACGCGGCCUUUUGAGUGCGGGAUCUGCGGGAAAACGUUCGGUCAUGCAGUGAGCCUGGAUCAACAUAGAGCGGUGCACUCGCAGGAGAGGAGCUUCAGCUGUAAAAUCUGCGGCAAAAGCUUCAAGCGCUCCUCCACGCUGUCCACGCACCUGCUUAUCCAUUCGGACACGCGGCCCUAUCCGUGCCAGUACUGCGGGAAGAGGUUCCACCAAAAGUCCGACAUGAAAAAGCACACGUUCAUACACACAGGUGAGAAGCCACACAAGUGUCAAGUGUGCGGGAAGGCCUUCAGUCAGAGCUCCAACCUGAUCACACACAGCAGGAAACACACGGGAUUCAAACCCUUCGGCUGUGACCUGUGCGGGAAAGGGUUCCAGCGGAAAGUGGAUCUGAGAAGACACAAGGAGACGCAGCACGGACUCAAAUGAGCACGAAAUCCUGCACUUUAUAUAUAUAUAUGUAUUCAAACUGUGUUUCAUUUUAUUCUAUUUAUAUCGAAUUGCAAUUAUUUCUAUUGUUGAAUGUGGUUAAUUAUUUAGCCUUGGAUACUCUGGUUGAUUUAUGGAAAUAAAUCUUUAUUUAUCAAGUA
Molecule: messenger RNA, 1563 nt
Organism: Notolabrus celidotus (New Zealand spotty)
Lineage: Eukaryota; Metazoa; Chordata; Actinopteri; Labriformes; Labridae
Product: zinc finger protein Gfi-1-like
Exons: 7
Coding region: 206-1402 (398 amino acids)
Cellular component (GO): nucleus
Source: RefSeq, a predicted model, not a curated record